Molecule: messenger RNA, 597 nt
Organism: Amyelois transitella
Lineage: Eukaryota; Metazoa; Arthropoda; Insecta; Lepidoptera; Pyralidae
Product: acanthoscurrin-2-like
Exons: 2
Coding region: 14-589 (191 amino acids)
Source: RefSeq, a predicted model, not a curated record
CAGUCUAAGAACAAUGUCUUCUUUCACCUUCCUUUUGUUGUGCAUCCAGGCUUGUCUCAUCCAGCAAGCAUUCAGCCAAGUAUAUGGUCUCGGUGGCUAUGGGCCUUCGUACGGUGCAGUUGGUGUUGGGGAAGUGGACGUGUCUGCUCUUAAUGUUGAGUCCUUCGGCCUCGGUGCCGGCUAUGGCGGCCUGAACAACAUUGGUGGGUUGGGCCUUGGCGCGGCGGGACUUAAUAACGUAGCUCUUGGAGGCUACGGCCUUGGCGGUGUUGGACUUGGAAAUGUUGGCCUUAACGGUGUAGGACUCGGUGGUGUUGGCCUCAACGGUGUUGGGCUCGGCGGUGUUGGCCUCGGCGGUGUUGGAAUCGGCGGUGUUGGACUGGGAGGUCUAUCGUUAGCUGGAUACGGUGGUGUAGGUAAUGGUGCUUUGGGAGUGAACGGAGAACUACCAGUGAGUGGUACCACAGCCGUCGCUGGGGCAGUACCAGUGUUGGGAGCUGUGCAGUUCAGUGGUAGUGUACCAGCCAUCGGUUCCGUGUCCAUUUCUGGUAACUGCGGUUGCGGUGGUACCCCUUAUGGAACCUAUUAAUUUGUUGA